AUGGAUAAGCGGAGAAAUAUGAGCUAUUCACAAUUCUAUUUCAAUUACAUGGAAGCUAAAGAGUUCGAUGGUAUAGGAUUUCCCUACUGGGCUCUUUAUAAAACUACAUUGCUCACCAAAUUUCUUGUACUCCACGCUUUGAUUGCAUUCAGUGUUGCCGAUGUCAGUCACUUAAGUCGUCAAUAUUUGCCGCCUGCCGCUGCAGCUCAACGUUUAGAUCAGAAAAUACAGCCGCAGCAACAACAGCAACUAAAACAGGUGCAACAUGAUGAAGUGCUGCUUGACGAAGCCACAAACGGGAACGCUCAUGCCGUAACGGAUGUGCAGCAAUCACUGGAUAACGCAACAGAUAAUCCCGCAAGCGACGGCGCAUCCAGCGAAGCAGCUAGCGAUCCCUUCACACAACCUGGCCUUGUUGGUUUUGGCGGUUUCCCAAGUUCUAGACCCGCGUUCCCAGGACAAGGUUUUCCCACAUCUACUGUGCCUAUUUCGGUUUAUGUUGGACAGUAUCCAAUUUAUCCUGGAGAAGGUUUUCCCGGACAAAGCUUUUCUGGACAAGGCUUCCCUGGCCAAGGCUUUUCUGGUCAAGGCUUUUCUGGUCAAGGCUUUCCCGGUCAAGGCUUCCCUGGACAAGGCUUUUCUGGACAAGGUUUCCCUGGUCAAGGCUUUUCUGGUCAAGGCUUUCCCGGUCAAGGCUUCCCUGGCCAAGGCUUUCCUGGACAAGGCUUCCCUGGCCAAGGCUUUCCUGGGCAAGGCUUUAGUGCUCCGGGAUUCCCUGGACAAGGCUUCCCUGGACAAGGCUUUCCCGGUCAAGGUUUCCCUGGAGGCUUUCCGGGUGUGCCCUAUCAAACAAACAACCAGGAAUCCGGCUCCGAUGUUCGUAACCAAAAAACGCGUCUGAUUGCCAGUGAUACCAUUUACGGAGAAAACGGUGGUUAUGUCUACGACAAACCGAAAUAA
Anastrepha ludens (Mexican fruit fly) is the source of this 960-nucleotide messenger RNA. RefSeq lists its product as uncharacterized. Bases 1 to 960 code for a protein of 319 amino acids. The record is from RefSeq and is a predicted model, not a curated record. NCBI's taxonomy places the organism in Eukaryota, Metazoa, Arthropoda, Insecta, Diptera, Tephritidae. The transcript is spliced from 2 exons.